AUGCGGCGCAUCUUCGCCCUCUUGGGCCUCCUGCUGCUAAGCAUGGGUCGGAAUAGAGUGUGCGCGGAGGCCGCUACGAAGGCCUGUGAAGCAGUCCGCAGCGGUAGCAUGUCAGGCAACGCUGCUGCUGCUGCCUACGGCAUCAGCAAGACGUCGCUCUCGCGGCGGCUGAGCGGUGAGUGUGCCAUAGACGCUCGGGUGGGGCCCGGGACUGUCAUGACCGCAGCCGAGGAAGAUGCGCUUGAAGAUGUUCUGCUGUACGCUGGUCGGAACUUUAUUCCGCUCACCACUGCAGACCUCACGGAGCGUGUGAGACAGCUCUGCAACGACGGUCGACCGAUCCCGUGGACCCCUGACAAGGGCCCGGGGAGGAGUUGGCUUGAGGGCUUCCUCGGACGGCACGAGCGCAUCAGCCUUCGACUCGCCCGCAUCUACGAGUCCAACAGGGUGACCUCCGCGGAAGAUGAACGUCUGCACAAGUUUUACGACUUCUGGGGCCAGUUCAUCGACGAGCACCAGCCGGCGGCCGACCAUGUCUGGAACACGGACGAGUCAGGUGGCACCGUUCAAGGUACGCAGGGACAGCGGGUCAUGGCGGAACGGGGGCAGCCGGUGGUCGCCCAGAUGCGCUCCACCUCGCGAGAGAACUGCACGAUCGUCACCACCAUCAACGCUGCCGGCGCCGUGUUGGCUCCUACCAUCAUCUUCAAAGGGCAACGCUUCAACGGAGAUUGGGUCGCGGAUCUCAACGGCCCGCCGGGUGCGUACUACGACUGCACGGAGUCAUCCUUCAUGUGUGGUGAGGUGUUCAUCAAGUACAUCAAGAACUUCCACAAGCAGCUCGGCGACCGCAACUUGCUCGACGGAAAACCCCACGUGCUCGUGCUGGAUGGGCACGCGUCGCACGUGACCCUGGACGUCAUUAAGUUGGCCAUCUCCCUCAACAUCCACCUCGUCCAGCUGCCCUCCCACAUGUCUCACAUCACCCAGCCCUUGGACGUCGCUGGCUUCGGGUGCUUCAAGAAGGAGCUGGCGAAGGUGAUCCAGGCCUUCCCGGCGAGGAACGGAGGGGCACUACCGCGGAAGAGGGACAUGGCCGGCAUGAUCGGGCUAGCGUGGGGCUCGAGCUUUACGCCGGAAAUCAACAAAGCUUCCUUCGCCGGGGCGGGCCUGUGGCCGGUGGACAGGGAGCGGGCACUCAGCCGGCUGCUGCGCCCGAAGAGGAAGGUGACGGAAACCGACCGCCCUCCCCUGGAGGACGUCCCCAUCGCCGUGACCAACGAACGUCUGGAGGAGUUGAUCGGCGACCGCGGCGUUCGCGCGCUCAGAGCAAAAGGCCACACCAUCACGGGACUUCGCGUGAGCACCGUGGUCCUCGGCAACUUCCUGCCCAACAAAAACAAACGUCCCAAGGGCCCGCCCAAGCGGGCGAACUUGGGCCGUCCAGAGGGAAACCUCCUCUCUGCGCCGGAGUGGGUGGCGGAGUAGGAGAAGAAAGACCGCGAGGUCCAGGCUGCCGAGGCCGCUAAGGCGGCCGCGGGAGCGGCGCGGGCAGCC
Ectocarpus sp. CCAP 1310/34 is the source of this 1557-nucleotide messenger RNA. The record is from the annotation of a GenBank genome assembly. NCBI's taxonomy places the organism in Eukaryota, Phaeophyceae, Ectocarpales, Ectocarpaceae.